GCGUGGACUGGAAGACAGGUGAUGGUUACGUAUUUAAAUGAUGAUCAGGCUGAUGUAAAAUGUAAUCUCCAUCCAUCCACAGCGCUGUGGCUCCCAGUGUUUGCUUUACUGUGGGAAACGGGUAAUAAUGGCUCUUUGAUGGGAACAGGUUGCCGACCCCUGGUAUGAGAUCUGAGCUGGUAAAACAAAAAUCCUCAUCAGCAGGCUUUUUUUAAGUGGGGGGGGACACAGCUGCCAAUCACAAAUUUUAACCGGGUACAUGUCUCCGGUUAAAAUGACGCCUAUGCGGGAGCGGUUCUGAUACUUUUGGGUCGCAGCUGCUCGCAGCGCCGCUUCAACAGUGCGAUACCCUCACGAGGGACGAGCGAAAUAUUAAACACUCCAGAAGUCCGUGCGAGCUCGCGACUGCUGAUCGGCGGCUGGUCACGUGGUGUUAAUCGCCUCUCGUGACCCCCUGUACCCUACACGACGCUCGGCGCUAAACUCGCCCCGAUCUCGUGGAUUCCCGCACGAGUGGAAAAUCGGCUCAAAAAAGUGAAAAAGUCGCACAGUGCACGCCCGGCUUUACAAAACACACGUGCGCGCGCACGCGCACAAUAACCACGGAUUAAAACGUAAACAAAAGGCUCGUCCAGGUCACGUGAUGCAGGCAGAAUCAAAACAACCACCCCGCUGAUGCGAUCAGCUGCUUCUACUCUCAAAGAGCACCCCCACCCCGCCCACGUGCGCGCACGCACGUACGUACGCGUGACGUCAUCAAAGCGAUAGCUCAUUACUUUGUUGCGUCAUCAGAAAGAAGCCCUCAGUGUGUUAAGGUCGUUGUACGAAACGGAUCAGAUCACCGCUCCCUACAGGAACCGCUUACACAAGUGUGUCACCACCGCUUAAGUCACCAGUUAAAAUGGCUCAUGAGCUGAAUCUUACAGAGUUGAAGGCUAAAUUAGACAAGAGUAAGGCCAACGAGAUCUUACUCACAGCCAAAAUCAUCGAACUGACAUCAGAAGUUAAGAAUUUUCAAAAAGUUUUAUCUGAAAAAGAAACUGGGUGGAAGAACCAGUUGGACGAUUUAACAAAGAAAAAUACCAGAUUUCAAAGGGAAAUGAGAAAGGAGAAAAGUCAGCGGUCUAAUGCAGCGCUUCAGCUGACGGAGCGUACGGCUAAACUAGAAGAAACCGAGAAAUGCCUGAAGUCCUUGAAGAAGGAACACCAAAGGCUUGAAAAAGACUUGGAAACGCAAACGUCACGCAGAAAGAGCGUUGAGACAAAACUAAACAGUUCAGUGCAAACAAACACUGAAUUAAAAGUACAAAACGAAGAGUUUUCUAAGGAAAAUGAAAAACUUCAAGCUUUAAAUGAGUCAUUAUUGAAAAACAAGGAAAUAUUGCAACGUUCACUGGCUCAAGAAAUACUUAGAACAACAAGUUUGAAAAAGAGACUCGCAAACUUCAAAGCUGAAUAUGAAGACGAGGACACGGUCAGGAAGAAUGUUGAAGUUCCGUUAAAUAACAGGAUUAAAGAGUUAAUGGACCACAACGACCGACUGAAAGCUGACGCUAAGAAAACGUCUGCAUAUGUGACACGUUUAGAAAAAGAUAAGAAAAAUUUACUAUUAGAUUACAGACAGCUGAAAAGGACAAAUGAUGAAUGGCCAGAGAAAUACUUUGCACUUACUCAGGAAAACCAAAAGCUUGCUACAGAAUUAGACAACAUGCGGAUUCUUUUAGACAAAAAUGCCUCAGAAAUCCUAAAUCUAAAUCUUCAAAUAUGCAACGCUGUCAGUAAACGAAUUGACGCUGAACAAGAGAAAAGGAAACAAAGUGAAGCUCAUGAAUCUGAACUCAAUGCCAUUGUGGAACAGAAGGACAGCGAAAUAGAGGAAUGGAAGGCAAGAGAAAAACUGCAACUGAAUGAAGCCACACUUGCUAAAAGUCUAAAAGCUGAAUAUGGAAGCAAUCUGUUUAAAGCUCAGGAUCAAAUUCAGUGUUUGGAACAGAAGAUUAGUGGACUUACAGAUGCCAACGCACUGCUUUCAACAGAGAAAGAGUCUUUAGUCAAGGCGACAUCGUCCCUGUCUCGCCAGCUGAAGGAAGUUAAGAUGCAGUUAGAAAACACAGAGCAGCAACUGUCGUCAGCUCGGAAUAAAGACGCCCAACAUUCAAGCAUCUUAGCGACUAAAGAAAUGGAGAAGGAGCAAAUUAUCAAGGAGCUUGAAAUAACAGCGACAGAACUACAGAACGCAAAAGACGAAAUUAGCGAUUCAGCAAAGAAAACUCAGGAACUGAUUUCCAGAGAGAAAAUGGAAGUUCAGGGAAAACUUGACAAGCUAGCCGAAGAAUUCUCUAAAAAUGGCUUGAAAUCAGUAGCAAUGCAUGUGAAAACGCUGCUAAGUGGUACGUAUAAAAAAGGCCAGAAUAAAUAUACUGUUGGUCGUUUAAACCUGGAGUUAGAAAGCCAGAAUUUUAUGAAAAAGAUCACAGAACAGAAGGCAGAGAUUGAGCAACUGAGAGGCAAAUUGCAUAAAGCUAUGGCUGCUCAGAGUAAAAAUCUGUUGGCCAAGAGGAGAAUCAUUGAUCCGGAAGGGCCCUCAUCUUCACAUGAGUUAGUUAUUAAACUGAAUAAUGACAAGUCAUUUACAGGUCAGAGGACAAAUAUGGUUCAAUUGAAUAAGCCCUGCAUGUUUCCAUCUAUUGGUGUAGAGGGCAGAACCGUCUGUGGAGCAAACUUAGACGAUGGUUUCUGGAUGGGAGUUACUGAGGAUGCACAGUCCGCCCUCCCUCCCCCUUAG
Molecule: messenger RNA, 2785 nt
Organism: Nothobranchius furzeri (turquoise killifish)
Lineage: Eukaryota; Metazoa; Chordata; Actinopteri; Cyprinodontiformes; Nothobranchiidae
Source: RefSeq, a predicted model, not a curated record